CCACCUUGGUCACAUGACCUGCGCACUGGCCUGACCGUGACGUCACGCGUGUUGCCCGACGCUGCUCAGCUGAUCCCCCUGGCUGAGAGGAAACCGACAGCUGCAGGAUAGGAACACACACAGGCGCUUUAAUUCACCUGUAUUACUCUAAUUGUGCUCCUCUGGUGGUGGUGUGGCAUCAUGGGGGAGCUGUUCCGCAGUGAGGAGAUGACUCUGGCCCAGCUCUUCCUGCAGUCCGAGUCUGCCUACUGCUGUGUCAGCGAACUCGGGGAGAUCGGCAUGGUGCAGUUCAGAGACCUGAACCCUGACGUGAACGUCUUCCAGAGGAAGUUCGUGAAUGAAGUGCGUCGUUGCGAAGAGAUGGACCGCAAACUGAGGUUUGUUGAGAAGGAGAUAAAGAAGGCUGAUAUACCCAUUGUAGACACAGGAGAGAACCCAGAAGUCCCGUUCCCUCGAGAUAUGAUUGACUUGGAGGCCACAUUUGAGAAGCUGGAGAUGGAGCUGAAGGAGAUCAAUACUAACCAGGAAGCCCUGAAGAAGAACUUUCUGGAACUGACCGAGCUCAAACACAUCCUCCGGCGCACACAGCAGUUCUUUGAUGAGAUGGAGGACCCCGCUCUCCUCGAGGAAUCGUCCAUUCUGCUGGACCCGACUGAGGUUAUCCGAGCUCCUCUCAGGCUUGGCUUUGUAGCAGGUGUGAUUGGCCGAGAGAGGAUUCCCAACUUUGAGAGGAUGUUAUGGAGAGUCUGUCGAGGCAAUGUGUUCCUGCGCCAAGCGGACAUCGAGGACCCCCUGGAGGACCCCACUACAGGUGACCAGGUGCACAAGUCGGUGUUUAUCAUCUUCUUCCAGGGAGAUCAGCUGAAGAAUAGGGUGAAGAAGAUCUGUGAAGGGUUUCGGGCUACACUGUACCCCUGCCCUGAGACUCCACAGGAGAGAAAGGAAAUGGCAGUGGGAGUCAACACUCGUAUUGAUGACCUCCUAAUGGUGCUGAAUCAGACGGAGGAUCACAGACAGCGCGUCCUACAAGCUGCUUCGAAGACCCUGCGUGUGUGGUUUAUUAAAGUGAGGAAGAUGAAGGCCAUCUACCACACACUCAACCUCUGCAACAUUGAUGUUACCCAGAAGUGUCUGAUUGCUGAAAUUUGGUGUCCCUUGUCUGACCUGGACUCCAUUCAGCUCGCUCUGCGGAGAGGCACGGAGAAAAGUGGUUCCACCGUUCCCUCCAUCCUGAACAGGAUGCAGACCAAACAGACCCCACCUACCUACAACAAGACCAACAAGUUUACCUCCGGCUUCCAGAACAUCGUAGAUGCAUACGGCAUUGGCAACUACCGAGAAAUUAACCCAGCACCCUACACUAUCAUCACCUUCCCCUUCCUGUUUGCCGUCAUGUUUGGGGAUCUGGGUCACGGCAUACUGAUGACCUGCGCCGCUCUUUAUCUGGUUCUGCGAGAGCGUCGACUCAGCGCCCAGAAAAAUGACAAUGAGAUGUUCAGCAUGGUGUUUUCAGGACGUUAUAUUAUUUUAUUGAUGGGGCUUUUCUCCAUCUAUACCGGGAUCAUCUAUAACGACUGCUUUUCCAAGACGCUCAACGUCUUUGGUUCCAGCUGGAGUGUGCGGCCCAUGUUCGAGAAAGGAGAAAAAGGCAACUGGACGUUUGAGGUUCUGGAGGAGAACAGGCUGUUGCAGUUGGACCCCACCGUGUCCGGAGUGUUUGGAGGACCCUACCCCAUCGGCAUUGACCCGAUCUGGAACAUGGCCACCAACAAGCUGACCUUCCUGAACUCCUAUAAGAUGAAAAUGUCUGUAAUCUUGGGAGUUACUCAUAUGCUCUUUGGCAUCACUCUCAGCCUCUUUAAUCACAUCUACUUUAAGAAGCCUCUGAACAUCUGGCUGGGCUUCAUCCCUGAGAUCAUCUUCAUGAGCAGCCUGUUCGGUUACCUGGUGCUGCUCAUCUUCUACAAGUGGACCGCGUACGACGCUGCAACCUCCAGGGAAGCUCCGAGCCUCCUCAUCGCCUUCAUCAACAUGUUCCUCUUUAACUAUACUGACCCUACUAUCAAACAGCUAUACAUAGGACAGCCAGUGAUCCAGUCCCUGUUGGUGGUCAUCGCUCUUUUAUGCGUGCCCUGUAUGCUUAUAGUAAAGCCGCUGGUUCUGCGCAGACAGUACCUCUGGAGGAAGCACCUCGUAAGACCUGACAAGAUUACACUUAAAUAUCUAUUACUCAUGCACGUACACACACACACACACACACACCAACCAACAUGUAACUUGUGGUGUCCUCAGGGCACUCAGAACUUCGGGGGGAUCCGGGUGGGCAACGGCCCUACAGACGAUGAAGCCGAGAUCAUCCAGCAUGAUCAGCUCUCCCAGAACUUAGAUGAAGAGGCAGAGCAGUCAGAAGAGGAAGUGUUUAAUUUUGCAGAUGUAGCAGUGCAUCAGGCCAUUCACACUAUAGAGUACUGCUUAGGCUGCAUCUCAAACACAGCAUCCUACUUGCGCCUGUGGGCCCUGAGCCUCGCCCACGCACAGCUGUCCGAGGUCUUGUGGUCCAUGGUGAUGAACAUCGGACUCUCCUCUAGAAAUUUUGCCGGCUCCUUUAUCCUAAUUUUCAUUUUUGCUAUCUUUGCCACACUGACGGUGUGUAUCCUACUGAUAAUGGAGGGUCUGUCUGCCUUCCUGCACGCGCUCAGAUUGCACUGGGUGGAGUUUCAGAAUAAGUUCUACACGGGUCAAGGUUUCAAGUUCAUGCCCUUUACUUUCGACAACAUCCUGGAGGGAAAAUUUGACGACUGAACAGUUUCCAUCUUCUCAACCUUCCUCCGCCAUCACACCCCCAGUUCGACCACUAAAUCCCCCCAGUCAGAGUAACAGUAAUGAGAGGAAGCGAUAUGAGCUCCAUCAUUUAUACAUAUAUCAGGUGAAAAAUAAUCAGGGGCACACUAUUAUCAUGUAUCGCAUUAAUUCUGCUCUCAUAUUUAAAGUCCAUAAUUUAUGAUUUGUUUGUAUGAUGUGACACAUCUCCAUAAAUAAGCUAAUUUGUUUGAAUAUUUAAAUACGGCGUAUGAAGUGGAUGCAUUUGUCUUGUACACUGUGCUCACUGUUCUGGCCUCAGUCUGAUUUCACUACUGUGUUUCUGUCUAGUUCUUGUGUUUAUUGUGUGCUUGCUUAUCAGUUUGGAUUGGAACAGACAAUUCUUAACGAGUCCCGUCUCCUCCUCUCCCUGUGUUUCACUCAGAGAUUUGAUGCAAAACUCUGCAAAGGGAAGCAUUUCAAAAUUCCCUUUUAUUAUUUCCCAGACAAAUGUAUUUACAUCUGUUUACAUCUAUUUAAAUGUGUUUUGCGUAGUGAGCACUUUUUUGUGAUUAUUUUGUGGCUUCCCCCCCAUUUAAACAACAUAUCCACACUUUGUAAUCCACGCUUGUAUCAUAAAGGUGGUUCUGUGGGCUGUUAGUGAUUGUCUGGUUGAAUAUCAGGAAACUUAACGCUAAAAAUCAACUACUUUAGGUUAUCUCACUAACCCACAGAUCCAUAGUCGCUGUUUCACCGCUCAUCAUUAGUCUUGAUGUUGGUUUUUACACUUUACAGUUGCAGUAAGCCAUGGAAAUCAGUUUUAAUUAGUUAAGUGUCUGGCUGUGUCUCGUUUUGUUGUGUUUUUGUUUCUUUGACGAACCAAGUAUCGUAGCUCUUGCAGGCAGAGCUAAAACGCAGCAGGAAUUUGCUAUGUCAAAUUUUAUAAAGGAAAAAGAUUCGGAUGUUGUGUAUAUCAAUAAAAUUGAUUUUCCCCUAAAAGCAUGUAUAGAAGUAAUUUUUCAACUAUAAAAAUGACAAGAGAAUGAUGUACUUUUUAUCCACUUAUUGUUACCUUUCAUGUUACUGAACACUUAUGAAUUCCUGUAAUCACCAGAAGUGGACUCAAGUCAAAGUACAGAUGCCACUGGUCAAAUGUUACUCCAAUACAAGUGAAAGUUGUCCAGUCAAAUUUGUACUGAAGUACUUGCUUUUAAAAAUACUUAAGUAUUAAAAGUACAUUUUCUGUCAA
Molecule: messenger RNA, 4048 nt
Organism: Neoarius graeffei (lesser salmon catfish)
Lineage: Eukaryota; Metazoa; Chordata; Actinopteri; Siluriformes; Ariidae
Gene: atp6v0a1a
Product: ATPase H+ transporting V0 subunit a1a
Exons: 21
Coding region: 181-2802 (873 amino acids)
Biological process (GO): vacuolar acidification; proton transmembrane transport
Cellular component (GO): plasma membrane; vacuolar proton-transporting V-type ATPase complex; vacuolar proton-transporting V-type ATPase, V0 domain
Molecular function (GO): proton-transporting ATPase activity, rotational mechanism; ATPase binding
Source: RefSeq, a predicted model, not a curated record